AUGACUACAUCUAAAGCGACGGAUGCGAAAGCGAGCGCGACAACUAGUGGCGACGGGAGCGAGAAGGAGGUGUGGGUGAUGACGCAAGCAAAGGAGGUGGUGACGGCAGCACUGGAGGCGGGAUGGGGGACGGUGGUUGUAGAAGGAACGGAAGAAGAAGGGGAGAGCGAAGCGGGGAAGAAGGGGAAGCGCAAGGGCGGGAAGGACGGGGAGGAGAUUACGGAGGGGAGUGCCAACGCGGGGGAGGAGAAUCGCGAGGCUUUCGAGAAACUGGGGCGCGUGCGCGUGGUGACGCGGAGAGGCGCGGCGGUGUACGGGGCGGGCGGAGAGAGGUUGGCGGCGUGGGUGCGCGUGGCGAGCGCGGCGGAGCAGGAGGCGAUGUGCGCGCUGGCGGGGCGAGAGGACGUUGUGGUCAUGGACGCCGCGGACUGGAAGGUGAUCCCAGCGGAGAACGCGGUGGCGGCCUUUGCACCCACGCGCACGUCCAUCAUGGGGGUCGCCUCCACCGCUCAAGACGCCCAAGUGCUGCUCGAGUCUCUCGAGGCAGGGCUGGAUGGCGUUGUGCUGCGCACAUCCGACCCCUCACAAGUCUUCGCCCUCAAGUCCUACCUAUCGCAGCGCUCGCGCACAGCCUCGCAGGUGGAGCUGGUACCAGCGACGGUAACAGCAGUGGCGGCAGCAGGCAUGGGGCACCGCGUGUGUGUCGACCUCUGCUCACUGCUGCCCCCCGGUGCGGGCCUGCUGGUGGGGUCAUUCGCGCGGGGUCUCUUUCUCGUGCAUGCAGAGUGCUUACAGUCGGACUACGUCGCAUCACGGCCCUUCCGAGUCAAUGCGGGCCCUGUGCAUUCCUACGUUGCCGUGCCGGCCGGCCGCACAGCGUACCUUUCUGAGCUAACGGCCGGCAGCACAGUGCUGGUGGUGGAACGCACAGGACAAACCUGGCCGGCCACUGUGGGGCGGGUGAAGGUGGAGGCUCGUCCGCUCACUCUUGUGACAGCCAAGGUACCAGGCCAUGAAGACAGCUUCUCCAUAAUCCUUCAGAAUGCUGAAACCGUUCGCCUCGUCUCUCCACUAGACCCCUCCGCAUCCAAGGCGGCAGCAACAGGGUCAGUGUCAGUGAGUGAGUUGAGAGAGGGAGACCAGGUGCUGCUGGCAGUGCAGCAAAACGCAGCACGGCACACAGGCAUAGCCGUUCAGGAGUUUGUCCGGGAAGCAUAG
This is a messenger RNA of Closterium sp. NIES-65, 1218 nucleotides long. The record is from the annotation of a GenBank genome assembly. NCBI's taxonomy places the organism in Eukaryota, Viridiplantae, Streptophyta, Zygnematophyceae, Desmidiales, Closteriaceae.